This is a messenger RNA of Dufourea novaeangliae, 1208 nucleotides long. RefSeq names its product transcription initiation protein SPT3 homolog (gene Spt3). NCBI's taxonomy places the organism in Eukaryota, Metazoa, Arthropoda, Insecta, Hymenoptera, Halictidae. Gene Ontology annotation, molecular function: protein heterodimerization activity; transcription coactivator activity. Gene Ontology annotation, biological process: transcription by RNA polymerase II. The record is from RefSeq and is a predicted model, not a curated record. The transcript has 5 exons. The coding region runs from base 111 to 1058 and encodes 315 amino acids.
CAUAACCUGUGACAAUAAGUAGUGAAUUGUUACUUGUAUUGUUUAUAUAAAGUUUUUCAGUGUUUCUAUUUUACUAUUGCAAAAUGAAUAUCAACAACUAAUCUAUAACAAUGGCUGAGUCCACGUUCUCGAAAUCAGCGACCGAUUCACAAUUCGUUCGAAAUGAACCUGUGAAUUAUACAGCCGAGAUUCGACAAAUGAUGCAUGGUUUUGGAGACAGUAGCGAACCUUUAAUGGAAUCAGCGAAAAUUGUGGAAGAAGUAGUUCUGCAACAAAUGAGAACGAUUGUAAGAAAAGCUUCUGAAAUAUCGGAGAGACAAGAAAAUUCAAAGAAAGCUACUUGCAUUUCUGCCGAAGAUCUGAUCUUUUUGUUACGUAAAGACAAAGUGAAGUUACAACGUCUUAUGAAGUACUUAGAGUUAAAGGAAUAUAAGUCUUCUAUACAUAAAGCAAUAGAAAGUGAUGUACCUAAGGAUAUAUUAAACAAUGAAAAUUUAGAAGAUUCCAAACACAGGGGACCAUUUUAUAGUUUUCUUAAUCAAAUUGACAACACCGGUGAACUUCUUGAAGAUGCUUCCACUGUAGAUGAAAUUAAACAACACAGAUGUAUUCGUGCCGAAAUCAUGACAAGAUCUAUGGAUGAAGCCAGAUAUUUGAAAUUUAGCAAAGCAAGGAACGCAUCCUUUGCGAAUAAAAAUAGACACAAAUUCAGCGAUUGGCUUUCAUCAGACAAUGAUAUAACAAUAACAAAACCAGGGUACACAAUUUUAGGGUAUUUAGCAUAUGAAAUGGUAGCGCAGAUUGUGGAUUUAGCAUUCCUAGUCAGACAGGAUCAAAAUAAAAUUUAUGGAGAUGCAAUAGAUCGACUCAGACUUAGCUACGUGAAUCCACAUACUUAUAAACCUUAUUACCAUGGCAAGGUUGCCGUAACAAAACCAAUAACACCCGCAGAAAUAAUUGAAGCUCUCAGGCGGUAUUGGUCUCCACAAUUAGACAUGACAGGUCCAUUCAAUCGUUGCUCGAUGAGAAAACCACAUUUAAAGCUUCUUGCCUGUUGAGAUAGAUUCCAGAAGGGUAAGAAUUAAUUUUGUAAUAUGAACAGACAGAUAUUUUGUUACGUUCAUAGACUGGAAUUUAAAAUGCAUUGUCAGUAUUUUAGACUAAAAAUAUUUUUUUCGAUUUUUCAUUUAGUGUAUUAACUUAACAAU